Molecule: messenger RNA, 1285 nt
Organism: Ipomoea triloba (trilobed morning glory)
Lineage: Eukaryota; Viridiplantae; Streptophyta; Magnoliopsida; Solanales; Convolvulaceae
Exons: 7
Coding region: 189-1055 (288 amino acids)
Biological process (GO): ceramide metabolic process
Cellular component (GO): membrane
Molecular function (GO): hydrolase activity, acting on carbon-nitrogen (but not peptide) bonds, in linear amides
Source: RefSeq, a predicted model, not a curated record
AAUUUAUCGAAACAGGGUUACAGGGAGGAGAAGAAGGAGAAGGCAAUGGAGAAAGCUUUCCUAUUUUCGUCUGGGUUUCUCUUUCUAACCGAUCUCAACUGCUUCACCAAAAACCACAGUUUUCGUUUCCAGUGAUUUUCAGUUAGGCCACGCAAAGCGAAACGAACAAAUACAAGGAGAGAAGAAUCAUGAACAAAACGACGAUAGCAGUAUGGGGAGUUGCAAUUCUGUGCUUCGUAAUACUCAUGAUUGUCACUCCGACUAUCCCUCAGUCUCAAGAAUAUCAUGAUUUCGCUGAUCAACGCGAAUUCUUCGGGAUACCCAAUGCACUGAAUGUGAUUUCGAAUUUCCCCUUCUUUGUAAUUGGACUAAUUGGGCUUGUACUCUGCUAUCAUAUGAAUUAUUUCAAGCUGAGUUUGCAAGGAGAGCUUUGGGGUUGGACAUGCUUUUACAUAGGCGUUGCAGCUGUUGCUUUUGGGUCGGCUUACUACCAUCUCGAGCCAAAUGAUGCUCGCCUUGUGUGGGAUCGAUUGCCAAUGACUGUUGCGUUCACUUCUAUCAUUGCUAUCUUUAUUAUUGAGAGAGUAGAUGAGAGGAAGGGGACACUGUCUAUUAUCCCCUUGCUUUUGGUGGGUGUGGUUAGUAUUCUAUAUUGGAGGUAUUUUGAUGAUCUCCGUCCUUAUGCUGCUGUCCAGUUUGUUCCCUGCAUAGCCAUCCCCCUAAUGGCUAUACUGAUGCCUCCAAUGUAUACUCAUUCGGUAUACUGGUUAUGGGCAGCCGCGUUUUAUCUUAUAGCUAAAAUCGAAGAGGCAGCUGAUAAACCAAUUUAUAAUUGGACUUAUCAUAUCGUGAGUGGGCACACGCUUAAGCAUUUAUGUGCUGCAAUGGUUCCCGUCUUCUUGACUUUAAUGCUAGCAAAGCGGGAUGUUCAACCACAAAAGAUAAGUUUGCUGCAGACAUGGAGAUUAUCUUGGACCAAAGUUAAAGAAAAUGGCAAUAAAGUGGAGAGCUUUGAAUAUACCUAUACAAAUGUUCCUAUUGAGGAACAACUUUAAUGGCUGUUUGGCACAAAAUCUUCCAUCUAUUGUAGAAAAGGGAAAACAUCUUCUGUACUUUUGUAGGCUUUAUAUAUGUAUACAGUAACAUAUGAGGCUGUGUUUGGUGUUUACCAUUGGAUAUGGCUCAUGAUUGUACAGUGUAUUACAUAAAUAUAAAGAUAUUAAUCAGUUCUAUACUUGUAAAAAUGUCGCAGACAAGUUUCUUAAUCAUGGAUCUUUGAUCACUA